AUGUAUCCAGACUGGCCUGAGACGGAGGCCGAUCUCGUGCCUCUUCCGCAAUGCGAUGGCCCCAAACUGGCCGCAUUUGAUUUCCAAGGAAAGCAGCAAAUCGAAUUUCUCGAGUAUCUCGGCGAAGGACUGCACGCGCACGUGGUCAAGGUCAGAAUCAAGGACAGAGAGUAUGCCCUGAAGCUUUUCCGCUUCGUGUACGAUCACGACUGGUACGGCCCUGGUCAAAAUGACGAGAACGAGGACCGCGUCAAAUUGACGCUCAUGGGCCAAUACUCGGAGCCGUUCAACAGCGAGUGCCGCGCCUUUGGACGCCUGCACGAGACCGGCCACACCGAGCUGGCCGUUGCCUGCUAUGGCUACGUGUUGCUCGAUGAGGUCCAUGAGCAGCUGCUCGCCGACCGCCUCAAUCUCGAAAUGAACGGCAACUGUGAGCUGCCUGGGGCGUACGAUAUGCGCAGCCGUUACCUCGGCGAACGCAGCGGCAAACCACCGCCGAUCCGUGGCAUUCUCAAGGAGCUAGGCACCUCCAUCGAGUGGGUGGAUCCGCCGAAUCUCACCGUUCGCGACGCGCACCGUAUCCUCCGCGACAUCAUCCAGCUACAGCAGCUGGGCAUCUUUUCGCUCGACGUGCGCCGGGACCAGCUUAUCAACAACAAGUUUUGCGACUUCAGUGUGGCCAUGACGGUGCCGCACUUUUUGACAAACUUUGAGCUGAACCCCAAGCUCGCAGCUGAGCAAAAACGGGCGAUGGUGCACGAGGCCUUUCUCAUCGCCAGCAACGACUACUGGGCCUUUGAAGAGAUGAUAUACAGCUCGUGCGAGAAGCCGCGCCAGACGUCCAAGCUGCUGGACAGCGUGACCAUCUUUCCAGGGGGGAACCUUUUCCACAGAGGACGCGAUCGACACCAUCGGCUGCGAAGCACCUCGGGCCAGGAUAUUCGCGUGUACUCGUUGGUGGAUCCGAGAAACUACGCCUGGGAGGAUCGAGAGGUAGCGAAAACGGAGAGGGUAGCAAAAGUGGCCACGCAAGCGGCAGAAAAGCAAGCCAAAAGGACAACAAAGAAGGCAACUCGAACAACAAGGGUGACAAAGGCGACAAAGGCGACAAAGGCGAAAAGGUCAAACGCGGCCAAGGUGGUGAAGCGUACGCAGGGCCCAAAGAAAUACCAGUACAAAAUCCCGAGGUGGCCGGAAAAAUGGCAUUAUGACUGCGACCCAAAGAUGGCAGCGAAGUUGAGGGACAGUCGAACCCUUGGCACGACAAUAUCGUGGUAUGUCGAGGACAAUCUCAUGCACCCUUACGGAUGGACCUAUUUUCGAUGA
Messenger RNA from Sporothrix brasiliensis 5110, 1326 nucleotides. RefSeq lists its product as uncharacterized. The coding region runs from base 1 to 1326 and encodes 441 amino acids. The transcript has 2 exons. Lineage: Eukaryota; Fungi; Ascomycota; Sordariomycetes; Ophiostomatales; Ophiostomataceae. The record is from RefSeq and is a predicted model, not a curated record.